Rotaria sp. Silwood1 is the source of this 381-nucleotide messenger RNA. NCBI's taxonomy places the organism in Eukaryota, Metazoa, Rotifera, Eurotatoria, Philodinida, Philodinidae. The record is from the annotation of a GenBank genome assembly.
AUGCUAGAUGCAUCACCUGGGACACUAUGGGCAUCACUGAGGAUGCUUGGGGCAUCACCUGGGAUGCUUGGAGCAUCACCUGGAAUGCUUGAGGCAUCACCUGGAAUGCUUGGGGCAUCACCUGGAAUGCUUGGGGCAUCACCUGGAACGCUUGGGACAUCACCUGGAAUGCUUGGGGCAUCACCGGGGAUGCUUGGGGCAUCACCUGGGAUGCUUGGGGCAUCAUCUGGGAUGCUUUGGGCUCCACCUGGGAUGCUUCGGGCUUCACCUGGGAUGCUUGGGUCAUCACCUGGGAUGCUAGAGUCAUUGCUUGGGACCCUAAAGCCAUCACCUGGCUGGCAGUGGGAAGCAACCGUUACCAGUAACCGAGGAGAGGGGUAA